AUGAAAUUAUUUGAAAUUUUUAAUCUUUACGAACAAUAAAUAAAUAAAUCCUUAAAAAAGAAAAUUUAAAUUUCAGAAGAAGAAAAAAAUAAUACUGGAAAAAAUAAAAUAAAAAAAAUAGUUUAUUCAAAUAAAAUGGUGCAACAAACAGAAAAAGCAAAAAGUCUUUGUGAAUACAAUACAAUACAAUCACAAUAAAUAUAAUUUUUAGAUAUUUAUAAUCCUUAUAGGAUAGACUUUAACUAAAUUAGGAUGAAGAAGAUGAAUGAAUGA
Messenger RNA from Tetrahymena thermophila SB210, 273 nucleotides. RefSeq lists its product as hypothetical. The transcript has a single exon. The record is from RefSeq and is a predicted model, not a curated record. Lineage: Eukaryota; Ciliophora; Oligohymenophorea; Hymenostomatida; Tetrahymenidae.